Molecule: messenger RNA, 4701 nt
Organism: Bursaphelenchus okinawaensis
Lineage: Eukaryota; Metazoa; Nematoda; Chromadorea; Rhabditida; Aphelenchoididae
Source: the annotation of a GenBank genome assembly
AUGUUCUUUUAUGUCUUUAUGAAUGAACUUUUUUUAAACCUUUCACCUUCAGAAGGCGGUUCACGUUGCCUUACUCGGAAAAAGUUGGAUGGUGAUACGGCCUGUCGACUCUACACAACGUACGAUCGGCGCAGUGUAAAUGGAAGACUGUACAUUUCAACUAACUUUGUGUGCUUUGGCUCUCGGGUAGGUGGAUGAUGUACGACAGGUUGAAAGUUGAAGAGAGUGAUUUUAAAUAUACAUACCGAAUACAUAGACAUUCAUUACAAGCAACAACAUGUUUUAUUUUUUAAUGUUACCUAUAAUAACACUUUACUACAAGACAUUUUAAAAAACACUUGUUUACUAUGUUUACACAGUGACGCAUAGUAGAAACACAUUAACUAAUUAUUGUAAAAACCUUAAAUAAUCAAAGUCACGAGGCUCUCGUUUAAGGUCGAGCGACUGGUCAGCGUUGUAAUACUAAUCAAGUUGAUUGAUAAGGUGGAGAUAUUUUCGGACACCAACAAUGUAGCCCAUAACGGUAUUCAAAUUAAACUCAAAAAUGGACGAAACAUACAAUUGAAUGGGUUUUCGGAUCGACAGACGGUUUUCGAGCGGCUAAAAACGUUUUUACUCAAGUCGAAGCUGAGAGACGCCAGACAGAAGGAGAAUAUGGUAAGGGGUUUGUUUAUUCUAACAAGUUUGUAAAGGGUAAUUUGGGGUUUACAGACAGUAAAUUACAGUGAUAGGGAAAGCAAAUUAAAAAGUACGGAGAAUUUGAAGUUUACGGUAGUUAAUCAAUUAGAAAUAUAUUGUUUUAGGUAACAAAAAAUAGAAUUUGAUAGGAAGUCAUGUUCAAAUAAAAUUUUAUUUAAUUUUGGACUAAAAUAUGUAUAAUAACACAGUUUACUGACUAAUGUUGCUUUAGAUCAAGUUACAAUCUCAGUUCACAGAAUUGGAUGAAGAUUGCUUGAGGCAAAUCUUAUCAAAACCUUUGUUUAAACGUUAUCCACCCCGCGAUAAUGUGGAUGAGAAGUUGAAGAGGAAAUGGGAACGAUUCAACGAAACCUACGGCGACGACUCGACGAUGUACAAGACUGUGGACUUGAGUAGGCUUCUACUCGAAGGUAAUUUAUAUUUUUGUGUUUUUUGUGUGGAGUAGGUUAAUAUUUAUAUGGUAGUAGAAAAAAAAUUGGCGGUAGAAAUAUCGGUAUACGAGUAGUAUAAUAUAUGUUGUGAUAUGUAAAUAAAGUUGAAUACCAAAAAUAUGAAGACACUAAUCUUACUCAAAAUUAACCUUUCAGGUGUCCCAAACGAAGAACGUGGCAGGUUAUGGGCGAUUUGUGCUGGCGCAGAUCUAGAAAUGAAGCUACAUCCAGGAGAAUAUCACUCGUUACUCAGUAAAUCUCGAGAUCAUUCAGCAUUCACGAUGGAAGAGAUUGAACGUGAUCUUCACCGUUCUCUCCCAGAACAUCCAGCCUUUCAAGGAGGACCUGGAAUCGAUGCGUUGAGGAGAAUAUUGGCUGCAUAUGCGGUUAGAAAUCCGAGUAUUGGUAAGUUUAUGUUGUAGUAGGUAUUGGUAGUUUAUUCUGGUUUAUCUUGAUAGGUGUUGUGGGCAAGCAGUAAUGGUGAAAGUAGAAAUUUUGCAUAAAAGUUGAAAAAGAACUAGAGUUUCAUCUAUACUGGGAUAUUUUUAAACAAUUUCAUAAGUACAAAGGCUGAUUAAUAUAGCUCUAAAAAUACCUUCAGGUUACUGCCAAGCGAUGAACAUUGUCGGAGCAGUACUACUUUUGUACUGUAGCGAAGAACAAGCCUUCUGGAUGUUAGUUGCAGUUUGCGAACGAUUCUUACCUGACUACUACAACACGAAAGUGGUAGGAGCUUUGGUAGAUCAAGGAGUUUUUGUUGAUAUUGUCAGCAGAACUUUGCCUGGAUUACACUCAAAGCUGCUACAAUUGGCCAUUGAUGAUAUGGUAGCAUUGUCAUGGUUUUUGACAAUAUUUUUGAAUGCUAUCAAGUUUGACGCGGCUGUCAGAAUCCUGGAUUUGUUCUUUUACGAAGGCUCGAAGGUAGGCUCGGAUGGAGUAAUAUAAUCUUUAGGCUUGGGCAGUGUAAUAUAAAUUUAAUUUGUAAUUUGAUUUUUUAUAUUUGUUGUUUAUUAUGGGUUAAAAAUCUACUGCAGUAUCUACUGUAGUAGCUACUGUUAUGUCAAAACAAAAUUACAUUGUUUUAGUUCAUGUUCCAAAUGGCGCUACAGAUUCUGAAAGAAAAUUCAGAAGCGUUACAAAAGGCUCGAGAUGAUGGUGAAGCGAUAUUGGCUCUAGCCAAUUAUGUUUCCAGAAUUACCGAGUGUAAAGUAGAAAACUCACAGUAUAUUUAUGUUGGGAAACUGAUAGCCAACUCGUUCAGAAGCUUUGGAACGUCAUUUACUAACAAGGAUGUGGAGAAGUUGAGGCUCAAACAUAGACUGAAAGUUGUUCAGGUAGGUAUUGAGGUUUAUUGGCGGGGUAAAAUUUGUUUUUAAUGAGAUAGAAAUUGUUUUUAAUCAAGUAAAAAGUCACAAAUUUUGGAAAAAUUAAAUUUCAAAACAUUUAAAAAUUUUUUAAUUUGUACUAUAAGCCUUUUCUCUACUCUUUCUAUGAUAAUUUAUGCAAUAUUUUUAACUUUUUUGUCUAUGUAAAACUAUAUUUUUCACAAUUUUAGAACCUCGAAGACAGUCAAAUGAAAUCAGCGAUCAAAAGCGUUGGAUCAGACUGUAAACUGGACCCAGAAGAGCUCCAACAACUUUAUAAUCUGAUCAAAGAACAGUACCUAUUAAAUUGGCAUACUCGACUGGGCACUCGUACUGAAAGCACAGACAAACAAAGAGAUAGUCAAGGACAAUAUAAGAUUGAUUUGGAGCUGUUUUACCACAUAUUCCCACAGCUAUUGCCUUGGCAGUGUUCUAGGCUGUUUGUUAUGCGUGUGUUCAGGGUAAGAUUACUAUACUUUUAUUUCUUUUUGUAUUAUUUUGAUACUGUAACUUUGAGAUGUAACUUGAGGGUGGUUACUGUACUUUAAUGUUAUUUUUUGUUGUAAUGUGGUGUUGAAUUUUUUUUAUAAUAUAAGGGUUUUGUAAUGUUAUUGAUUGUUUUAGCUGCUGGAUAUGGGCCAAAAUGGAUACGUGACGUUCAAAGAAAUGGCUUUUGUUAUUGGCACAUUAUUGAAGGGUGAUUCCAUCGAAAAAGUGACAUUUUUAUAUCGACUACACAUUCCACCGGCUUCUUUGGAAAACGAGUUUGAAGAACAUGGUCUCUGUAACAGUUUGAGCAACAAUGACAUGAAGGAUGGUAUGUUAGGAUUAAAAAUUGGAUUUGUAACCUAUUUUUUGAAAUUUUGAGACAAGUGCACAAAAUGAAACAAUUUAUGGGUUUUACUAUACAAAAUACAAUGAAAAUUGCUUUUUAUCAUAAAUAUAACGUUAUGUUAACUACACAGUAUAGUAUCUAAACUCAUAGUAUUCACAGUUUCAGAUGAAGGCUCAGAAGUAGCGACAGAAGCUGCCGACCUGCUGGAAGCGGAAAAAGGAGUUCACAAGUCAGCAAGCUCGAGCAGUGUCAGUACCGAAGAUCGUCCAGGGCCUUCGAACAUGAAAAACAGUCAAUCAGUGCCAUCUGGAUUCGACACAACCAGUCUGGUCGAAUCGUUGAGUGACCAAAGUUCAGUUGUGUCAAGACAAAACUUCACUCCACGAUUAUUCCCAGGCUCUCCUUUGUCAGACUUCAGCAUUCCUGACAAUGAGCAUAGUGAAGUUAGCGGUAAGUUAAAGGUUUUUGACAAAACUGUUAUGUUAUUUGGAUAUAAUCUUGUAUAACGAAUUUUAAAAUAUAGUGGAAGGUACUUUUGGCGAUAAUAGCUUGUAUAAUAUAUAUAAGUAUUAAUACAAUGACUUACAGACAGUUUCUCAAUGGUUGAAGAUGUGAACGACGCGGUAAAAGCCUUGUCUUUAAAGAUGAACAACACCAGUUUGAGCAAGUUCGAAAUAAAUUCUGAUGUGGAAGUCACGCAAAUUAAUCAGGUAAGGACAUUUUUCAUAUUUCAUCCAUUUUGUCGUAUAUUAUACUAUACUACCUUAUAUUACUUUACGUUGACUUACCUUAAUUUACUUUCUUUUUUUCUUGUUUCACUCUAUUGUACUUUACAUACUAUACUUUAUCUUGCUUUUAUAGCUGUCUUACUCACUAUUAUUUUUAAAACUUCUGGAGUUGGGUAUUUAAUAUCGAGGUGUGUAUGUAGUAUGCUAUCUUGAUUUUGAUAAUGGAACUGGUAUUUAACAUAUAUUACUAUAUACCUUAAUAACUAACAUUUCAGACCGAAUUCAUCAAUCUUCUGAAGACAUUUUACGAUGUAAUCGGAUCAGUCGAUGAAGAUAUGCAAAUUUACCACGCCCUAGCAGUAGCCGGCACUCUUUUACUACAGUUAGGAGAAGCGGAAAAGAAUUACAUAACAGAAUUGAAGAGUAAUAUUGACGAUGCUAUCAACACAACAGACGACAAGACAUUAUGCGAAGAGAGUACAGAGAAGUCAGACAAAGGAGAAUGGAAACUGAAUUUGGAACAGAUUCUGGCUACUGUUGUCGCUGAACCAUCACUGACAGAGUUUUUCGACAAAAAAUAUUCAUUAAAUGAGAAGGUGAGGACAUUCAGAACAAGAACUAUAUCUACCGAACCGGCUACGUGA